UUGCAAUGCAGGCAUGUAGUGAUAAAAAAAGGGUUUGUAUAACUUAAAAUGACAGGAUCUCUAGAGGCUACCUUGUUUCUCAUAUGAAGGGUGUUUCAAACGAGGGCAUGGAAACUAGUAAGUACUGGCUUCUGUUUUUGUUGUACACCUUCCAGAAAUUUUUGACUGAAGACUCUGUGUACUAGAGUUCUUUCCACACAGAGCUGACUGAUAUUUGAAGAAAAUUUUCAUUUCUCCAACCAAGAAAAAUAUGAUUUAUCUUUUCCAAGCUUCACUCUUGUUAUUAAAUCUAUGUAUUUUUACUUGUGGAGAAGUUAUACAAGGUAACUGUGUGCAUCAUUCUACGGAUUCUCCAGUAGAUAACAUUGUAGAAGAUGAAUCUAAUGCAAAAGGUGAAAGUAAAAGUAAUGCUACUGUUUAUAAAGAAGAUUGUGAGGAAUCAUGUGAUGUUAAAACUAAGAUUACACGAGAAGAAAAACAUUUCAUGUGUAGAAAUUUGCAAAAUUCUAUUGUUUCUUAUACACGAAGUACCAAAAAACUACUAAGAAAUAUGAUGGAUGAGCAGCAAGAUUCCUUGGAUUAUUUAUCUAAUCAGGUUAAUGAGCUCAUGAAUCGAGUUCUCCUUUUGACUACAGAAGUUUUUAGAAAACAGCUGGAUACUUUUCCUCACAGACCAGUUCAGUCACAUGGUUUAGAUUGUACUGAUAUUAAAGAUACCAUUGGUUCUGUCACUAAAACACCAAGUGGUUUGUAUAUAAUCCACCCAGAAGGAUCUAGUUACCCAUUUGAGGUAAUGUGUGACAUGGAUUACAGAGGAGGUGGUUGGACUGUGAUACAGAAAAGGAUUGAUGGGAUAAUUCACUUCCAAAGGUUAUGGUGCGAUUAUCUGGAUGGAUUUGGUGACCUUUUAGGUGAAUUUUGGCUAGGGCUGAAAAAGAUUUUUUACAUAGUGAAUCAGAAGAAUACCGGUUUUAUGCUGUAUGUGGCACUGGAAUCUGAAGAUGACACAUUCGCUUAUGCAUCAUAUGAUAAUUUUUGGCUAGAGGAUGAAACAAGAUUUUUUAAAAUGCACUUAGGACGAUAUUCGGGAAAUGCUGGUGAUGCAUUCCGGGGUUUCAGAAAAGAAGAUAAUCAAAAUGCAAUGCCUUUUAGCACAUCAGAUGUUGAUAAUGAUGGAUGUCGCCCUGCAUGCUCCAUCAGUGGUCAGUCUGUGAAGAGCUGCAGCCACUUCAGUAACAAUACCGGCUGGUGGUUCAACCAGUGUGGUCUCGCAAAUCUGAAUGGCAUUCAUUACUUCCCUGGAAAAUUGCUUGCAACUGGAAUUCGAUGGGGCACAUGGACCAAAAACAACUCACCUGUCAAGAUUAAAUCUGUUUCAAUGAAAAUUAGAAGAAUUUACAAUCCAUAUUUUAAGUAAUCUCAUUUUAAAUUGUAAUGAGUGUUCCACAGUUGUUUUUGAUAAUAUAUAAACAAUUUUACAUAGUUUCUCUUUUUACUGAGUGUUUCAAGCAUAUUAGCCAAAAUUUAACCAUAGGUGACUUCUAGGUAUUAUGAGUCUAAAUAGAAAUCUUUAAUUUUGUAGAGUUUUAUAAAGGAAAACAUGGUUCAACGUAUGCUUUUACUACUAAUUAUAUUAACAAUAUACAAUAAAAUUUGUUUUGAGUGUAU
Balaenoptera musculus (blue whale) is the source of this 1668-nucleotide messenger RNA. It is a transcript of the gene ANGPTL5, whose product is annotated as angiopoietin like 5. Bases 251 to 1417 code for a protein of 388 amino acids. The record is from RefSeq and is a predicted model, not a curated record. The transcript has 8 exons. Lineage: Eukaryota; Metazoa; Chordata; Mammalia; Artiodactyla; Balaenopteridae.